This is a messenger RNA of Hevea brasiliensis (rubber tree), 849 nucleotides long. RefSeq names its product embryogenesis-like protein. The transcript has a single exon. NCBI's taxonomy places the organism in Eukaryota, Viridiplantae, Streptophyta, Magnoliopsida, Malpighiales, Euphorbiaceae. Bases 74 to 619 code for a protein of 181 amino acids. The record is from RefSeq and is a predicted model, not a curated record.
CAUCUACACUUGAAAAAUUGGAAUUUGGGAUUCUGUCACUCCGUAGCCAUUGAAUUCAAACACCAAAGCAAAGAUGCAUAAGCGAUCGCUGGUUUCUCUCUUCAAUUUGUUCCGGAGACACCAUUUUCAACCUUUUCCACAACCCAUAUAUGCAUUUUCUCUCGAAUCGCUCUCAUCGAUUCCGACUCGACUCGUUCCCAGUUCAAUCCAACCUCUGAACCUCAAAUUUCUUCACACUUCCACCUCAAAUCUUUACACAUACGCCCAUUCACUUUGCCAAAACCUCGACGCCUGGCACACGACUUAUAAAACUCGGAGAAAAUACAGUACUGAGUCGGAAGGUGACCCAUUUCCCGCGUUGGAUGUGAACAAAGAGGUGGACAUGAUAAAUCUCAAGUUUGCAGAAGCAAGAGAGGAGAUAGAAAUGGCAAUGGAGUCAAAAGAGACUGUGUAUUUCAACGAAGAGGCGGAGUGUGCACGAACUGCAGUGAAAGAAGUGCUGGACAUGUUUGAGGGGCUACUGGGGAAGUUGCCAGGGAGCGAAAAGGCGGCUUUGCAAAGAUCAAUGGGGCUCAAGAUUGAGCAGUUGAAGGCUGAACUUCUACAGAUGGAUGACUAAUGAGGUUGGUGAUAAUGGGUUCUGGUCGAAUUUCCUUUGGUGCAAUCAUUUUUUGGGUUCUGGAUCAUGUACUAUGUUUUCGUUGAGCUUAUUGAGGAUAAUUCAAUAUCGAUGUCAUCGCUGAAAAGGGAUUUUGUGAUGGAAAGUUAAUUUUAGUUAAUAUAGACGAUUUUGAUUUGAAUAAUGGACUAGGAGUUCGUUCCUGAAGUUCAAUUAUCUUAUAGCACUAA